This is a messenger RNA of Heterocephalus glaber (naked mole-rat), 3543 nucleotides long. It is a transcript of the gene Patz1, whose product is annotated as POZ/BTB and AT hook containing zinc finger 1. The record is from RefSeq and is a predicted model, not a curated record. Gene Ontology annotation, cellular component: nucleus. Gene Ontology annotation, molecular function: DNA-binding transcription factor activity, RNA polymerase II-specific; RNA polymerase II cis-regulatory region sequence-specific DNA binding; protein binding. Gene Ontology annotation, biological process: regulation of transcription by RNA polymerase II. NCBI's taxonomy places the organism in Eukaryota, Metazoa, Chordata, Mammalia, Rodentia, Bathyergidae.
CGCGCGCUCCUCUUGGCUGCGCGCCGGCGCCGCCUAGCGAGCGGGAGGGGAGGUGGCAGGCGCGUUUGCACGAGGGGCGCACCUCUUUGCUCGCGCACCCCCCCCCCCGGAAGGUAGAAGGAGAAGGGGAGGUGGGCAGGCUGAGAGAAGAGAGCCGUGCGCGAUCCAGCGUGGGUGGGGGCAGCUAUGUGGGUGGAGGUGCACUCAGCAGUCUAGACAUUCCGAUCCGGGCAGGGGGCGUGUGCGCUGGGCGCACCUGCGAGACUACAGAGCCCCGGGCCGGCACGUGUGGAGAGUGUGGACACGUCCGCUGCGCCCCGCUUCUCGCUGCCUAGGGGAAGGGAGGGAGCGGGCGGGCGCCGCGGCCCGGCCAGUGGGGAGGGGGCGGCGGCCAUGGAGCGGGUAAACGACGCUUCCUGCGGCCCGUCGGGCUGCUACACCUACCAGGUGAGCAGACACAGUACGGAGAUGCUGCACAAUCUGAACCAGCAGCGCAAAAACGGCGGGCGCUUCUGUGACGUGCUCCUGCGGGUGGGCGAUGAGAGCUUCCCAGCUCACCGCGCAGUGCUGGCCGCCUGCAGCGAGUACUUUGAGUCUGUGUUCAGCGCCCAGUUGGGCGAUGGCGGAGCUGCCGACGGGGGUCCCUCUGAUGUGGGGGGCGCGUCAGCAGCCCCGGGCGGCGGGGCCGGGGGCAGCCGAGAGCUUGAGAUGCACACCAUCAGCUCCAAGGUGUUUGGAGACAUUCUGGACUUCGCCUACACUUCCCGCAUCGUGGUCCGCCUGGAGAGCUUCCCUGAGCUCAUGACUGCCGCCAAGUUCCUGCUAAUGAGAUCGGUCAUCGAGAUCUGCCAGGAAGUCAUCAAGCAGUCUAACGUGCAGAUCUUGGUGCCGCCUGCCCGGGCAGACAUCAUGCUCUUUCGGCCCCCUGGGACUUCUGACUUGGGUUUCCCUUUGGACAUGACCAACGGGGCAGCCUUGGCUGCCAACAGCAAUGGCAUCGCAGGCAGCAUGCAGCCUGAAGAGGAAGCUGCCCGAGCGGCUGGUGCAGCCAUUUCGAGCCAAGCCUCCUUGCCUGUGUUACCCGGGGUGGACCGUUUGCCCAUGGUGGCUGGACCCUUGUCCCCUCAACUGCUGACUUCCCCAUUCCCUAAUGUGGCAUCCAGCACUCCUCCACUAACUGGCAAACGAGGCCGGGGUCGCCCAAGAAAGGCCAACCUGCUGGACUCAAUGUUAGGGUCCCCUGGGGGCCUGAGGGAAGCGGGCAUCCUUCCCUGUGGCCUGUGUGGGAAGGUGUUUACUGAUGCCAACCGGCUCCGGCAGCAUGAGGCCCAGCAUGGUGUCACCAGCCUCCAGCUGGGCUACAUCGAUCUUCCUCCUCCAAGGCUGGGUGAGAAUGGGCUACCCAUCUCUGAGGACCCCGAUGGCCCCCGAAAGAGGAGCCGGACCAGGAAGCAGGUGGCUUGUGAGAUCUGCGGCAAGAUCUUCCGAGACGUGUACCAUCUCAACCGGCACAAGCUGUCCCACUCUGGGGAGAAGCCCUAUUCCUGCCCCGUGUGUGGACUGCGGUUCAAGAGAAAAGACCGAAUGUCCUACCAUGUGCGGUCCCAUGAUGGGUCUGUGGGCAAGCCCUACAUCUGCCAGAGCUGUGGGAAAGGCUUCUCCAGGCCUGAUCACUUGAAUGGACAUAUCAAGCAGGUGCACACUUCUGAGCGGCCUCACAAGUGUCAGACCUGCAAUGCUUCUUUUGCUACACGAGACCGUCUGCGAUCCCAUCUAGCCUGUCAUGAAGACAAGGUGCCCUGCCAGGUGUGUGGGAAGUAUUUGCGGGCAGCAUACAUGGCAGACCACCUGAAGAAGCACAGCGAGGGGCCCAGCAACUUCUGCAGUAUUUGUAAUCGAGGUUUCUCCUCUGCCUCCUACUUAAAGGUCCAUGUUAAAACCCACCACGGUGUUCCCCUUCCCCAGGUCUCCAGGCACCAGGAGCCCAUUCCGAAUGGGGGAGCAGCGUUCCACUGCGCCAGGACCUAUGGCAACAAAGAAGGCCAGAAAUGCUCACAUCAGGAUCCGAUUGAGAGCUCCGACUCCUAUGGUGACCUCUCAGAUGCCAGUGACCUGAAGACACCAGAGAAGCAGAGCACCAAUGGCUCUUUCUCCUGUGACAUGGCAGUCCCUAAAAACAAAAUGGAGUCUGAUGGGGAGAAGAAGUACCCAUGCCCUGAAUGUGGAAGCUUUUUCCGCUCUAAGUCCUACUUGAACAAACACAUCCAGAAGGUGCAUGUCCGGUCCCUUGGAGGUUCCCUAGGAGACCUGGGCCCUGCUCUUGGCUCACCUUUCUCCCCUCAGCAGAACAUGUCACUCCUUGAGUCAUUUGGGUUUCAGAUUGUUCAGUCGGCGUUUGCAUCAUCUUUAGUAGAUCCUGAGGUGGACCAGCAGCCCAUGGGGCCUGAGGGGAAAUGAGGUAAAUGCUGCAUCCCCACAGAAACAGCCAUCUGGGGACUGCCAAGAAAUGCUGUGAAUGCGGAGAGAUGUGAUGUCUUUGGGUUCUGUAGCUGAGAGAUUUUUAUUCAUUUUAAACUCUCCCCAACCCGAACCCUACACCCUAUCCACUACCCAUUCCUCCAAUGGUUUUUAGAAAUAGAUCUCAUCUGAUACUCUGCAGAAAUACCUGCAAGAUCCAGUAUGGGACAAGGGCAGAAAACACUACAUACGCCUCGAAGGCAACACCAGUUCUGGUUUCUCUAAUGGAUAGGAGCCGGAAAUCCUGGUGCUCAAUUCUUAGUGACUUCUCUCCCAAACCCUGUGGUAUUCUUGGACCUCAUUGAUUUUGGUCCCCUCCCACUUCUCUAAUUCCUCAUUCCCCCAUCCUGUAUCCCUCAAAAGAAAUCAAGGUAGAGUCUCUACCCACUCACACAACCUCAAUGGCCAACAGUUUUUAAGGAAAUCGGAAGCCUACAGCAAUCCAUGGACCAUGGGGUGAGGUUCCUCAAGAGUCCCUCUGAGCUUAGCCCCCCGCCUGGCCUGGAAAGUCCCAGAACUUCCUGAGCCCUGGUGGAAGCUGACAUUUUGCUUCUAGGACCAGUUCAGCUAUUGAGGAUCCCUCCACCCCAAAUUCCAGUUUUUUCAUGAUUUUAACCAUUCAACUUGCUGUUGGGUUUUAAUUCUCUAAUUAUUAUUAUUAUUGUUAUUAUUUUUUAGGACCAGUUGUAGUGAAUUGCUACUGAAAGCUAUCCAGGUGAUACAGAGCUCUUUGUAAACCGCAGUCACACAUUAGGGUUAGUAUUAAACUUUGUUUAGGUGUACCAUAAUUAACUUGGCUAGUUGAUUGUUUGAAGUAUAUGGAAGAAAUAGUUUUAUGCAAAAUUUUAAAAAAUACCAGUCUGGUCAGGAAGGUAGGGAGUUUCAGUGCUCUUGGGAGCCAGAAAGUUGAGAGAACCAGCAGGUAGGGAAAUUGUGUAUCUUGGUUGUGGCCCAUGUGAGCAAACCCAGGUUGACCUUGUGAUGUGAACUGACUGAUCAGACUGUAUUAAAAAUGUUAGUACCUUA